Messenger RNA from Pseudozyma flocculosa PF-1, 1920 nucleotides. RefSeq lists its product as uncharacterized. NCBI's taxonomy places the organism in Eukaryota, Fungi, Basidiomycota, Ustilaginomycetes, Ustilaginales, Ustilaginaceae. Gene Ontology annotation, cellular component: protein phosphatase 4 complex; cytoplasm; nucleus. Gene Ontology annotation, biological process: protein dephosphorylation. The record is from RefSeq and is a predicted model, not a curated record. Gene Ontology annotation, molecular function: protein phosphatase regulator activity. Bases 1 to 1920 code for a protein of 639 amino acids. The transcript is spliced from 4 exons.
AUGACGGCGUCAGACGCCCACGGCAUCUCGCCCAACUUUGAGUGGAACAGAGACUACCAAACCACCCUCGAAGCAAUAGCCGACACCGACCACCUCGAUCCAGACCUCGACUGGCCCCCGCUCAAAGAUGCCAUCAAGUACAAGAUCGCCGCCGCCCUCGACCUCUUCCCCGCAUCCCCACCUCCUGCACUCCACCCGGCGGCCGCCCUCAUCCCCCUCAUGCAGCAGCAACACUCCAGCGACGCCAGCCUCCUCGCAGACUCGAGCUAUACCACCAGCCCCUCGGCCGACAGCCUUGCCUCGUCUGCCUCGUUCAACAUUCACGACGCACCCACCAACCCCGCCGGCCUCGCCGCAUCCGCUGCCGAAACCCUCUCUGACCGAUUCACGCAGCAGGGCGCAUCUCAGCCCUCGCCCGAGGCCCUCGCCCUCGCCCACGGCGUCUCGCCCGCAGACGCCCAGGGCUUCUUUGCCUCCAAGUCGCAGCCGCCCGCAUCCAUGGGCUCAUCGUGGGGCCGCAGGCUCACGGCCCCGGAGCUCGACCGCGAAAAGGCCCUCGUCUUUGGCAUGCUCGACGAGUUCGACACCCAGCCCCCCUUUACCAUUCAGCGCCUCGCCGAGCUCUCGGUCCGCCCGAUGGACCUCCACCGCACCCGCGCAAAGUACCUCAACGCACUCCAGCGCGUCCUCUCGGUCACGGCCACCCGCGACGCCUUCCCCAUCGACCACUCGUCGCCCGACCCCAUGGCCAGCGGCCUGCCCCACAACACCAUCGCCGCCCCCUCUGGGCCCAUCGAUGAAGUGAGCCACCUCGCGCCCAAUGGUGCUUUUGGCGGCAUGCCCGGCGUCGGUACCGUCCGGCCGCGCUCCUCGUCGACCUCCUCGUCAACUUCGUCGUCUGCCGCCUCGGAUAGGUCGCAGGCCGCCGUCGACCGCCACAUGGAGCCCCUCUUCUCCCCCAUCCCCUUCCUGAUUCGGGAUGCGGGCCAGGAAGAGGGGCAGAGGGGGGUCGAGGCGGCGGUCAAGGAGGCCAUGGAAGAGGUGCCCGACCUCGAGCUCGGCGGCGCGGACCGGACACACCAUCUGUCGGGCGCAUCCGUGGUGCCCGACGACGGAGACGGCGUCAGUGGUGGGGUCGGUGGCGGCCAGGAUGGCUCGGCUUCGGCGGUCGCACGGCAGGGAGAUGGAGGGAUGGCCACGGCGCCGUCUAGCGAAGAGGGGCAGCAGCCGCCGCCGCCGCCGCCGCUGCAAAGUGACGUUGCCGGAGCGGGAACCGAUGUCGUCGGAAACGGCACCAAGCAGGGCACACUGUCCCACGCACCGCCUCUCACGACGUCGCACGACGCCGCCAUGCCAUCGACACCGACCGGGCCCCACCCGAGCCCUACAGAGGCAACACCACCAUCCUCGUCUGGGGCGACGGCCGAGCUGGGCGUCCCACCGGGCCGAGUCGACGAACUGGAUCUACCAUCGUCGUCGUCGCCGUCAUCGCCGUCAUCGCCGUCGUCCAUACCCUCUUCUACGACGACGACGACGACGACGACGACGACGACGACGAAAACGACGGUGGUCGAUGCAUCGACAUCGACGGCACACCGCAAGAUGCAGAACACGAUUACGCCCUUGAGCUCGACGACGCACCUGCCAGAGGUCGAGGUCGAGGGGGAGAGGGAGGUAAAGAGGCAGAGGCAUGCUGCGCAUCUCGGUCCGGAUGGCGCGGGUGGAGGGGAGCAGAGGAGGGAGGAGGAGGAUGUACAGAUGGAGUCGGACGUGUCGUCGGUGCAUGCUUCUCCACGAGAGGAGAAGCAGCAGGAGCAGGAGCAGGAGCAGGAACAGGGGAAGGGAGAGGGGGAUGGGGAUGGGGAAGUCGGAGGGAAAGAGGAGACGGAUGAGAUGAAAGAGGAUGGCGAGGAGGGUUAG